This is a messenger RNA of Protopolystoma xenopodis, 297 nucleotides long. The record is from the annotation of a GenBank genome assembly. Lineage: Eukaryota; Metazoa; Platyhelminthes; Monogenea; Polystomatidea; Polystomatidae.
AUGAAUAUAAAUUAUUCCAUUUGGCAUCCCUCUUCAUUUGGUCUUACGGCAUUGGUCGGCAUUUCAGGGCCUGAAGUCUGUAUAGGUCGCCACCUUUGGGCGUAUUCGGGCUCGAACUAUGCCGAACGUCUAAGCCACGCUUCGACAGGAUCCAAAGGUUUCAACUUUUGCGGGUGUUUGGGCGUGUUGACGACAGCUGAAUGGGCUCGAAACGGAAAGAGCCUUCUUUUCGUUGGUCUACACGAAGAUCAACCGUCACUUCCAAGGCGUUGUCCAGGUGAUACAGGCGCCAAGUGA